Molecule: messenger RNA, 1245 nt
Organism: Funneliformis geosporum
Lineage: Eukaryota; Fungi; Glomeromycota; Glomeromycetes; Glomerales; Glomeraceae
Source: the annotation of a GenBank genome assembly
AUGGAAAAAUUAAGCAAAAUGUGGAAAUAUGAUUUAGAAAUUGAUACUACUAAUACCAAUUCUUUUGCCAACGCUAGAAAAAUUUUGCGAGAGUUAGAAGGAAACGUUGUUAUACAUGCAGAAAACUCUAAUUAUGCGGCUUUGCUUCCCGAGUUUCUCCAAAAAUUUAUUACUAAAUUGAGCAAAGAAGAAUUAAAAACCAAAGGUUCUAAUUAUGUGGAAAGCAAGUUGUUAAAUAAAUUUCACCGCUUAACUUUUGAAGAAAAGGCCAGCCGUGGUAAAGAAUUAAGUGUGUUAGUUGAAGUAGAUGCCCAGACUAUAGCCAUUGCUAAUAAUGAAAAGAAAUAUAAAGAAAAACGGACAGAAUAUUCUUUACUGAUUAAUAAAGAAAUUGAAAAAGGUAAUUUAAUUGAGGGAAUGGGGCUAAAUUCUCAUUAUGAAAAGCAGGAAAACUAUUUGCGGAAGAAAAAUGAGAAACUAAAACUUUCCUCUAAUAAGUUUCUUUCGCUGGGGAAUAAUUUGCCUUUUCGUUUAAUGAUUGCUUUUCCUUUGUUGAUAGUAAGCAUACUGACGGGAUUAAAUUUAGUUUUAUUUUGGUCUAUCGUUCUUCAAAACUAUAAUGAAACUUUUGAAGCUAGAAAAAUAAAUCGAUUAAGUGGCAAAAAUGGACGAGAAAUUAAUAUUGCCUAUUGUUCUCAUGAUAAUUUAAUCGAAGGUGCUUCGACAGGGCAAAAGCAAUUAGCGAAUAUUAACAAUACUUUGAAAAAUAAAAAAAAUGCUGCAAUUUUCCUUUUUGAUGAGGCGGAUAAUGCUUUGGAUAGCGAGAAGCAAACGGAACUAGAUUAUACAAAGAAAAUAAAAUUGAAAGUCAAUGAUUUAAAUUUUUCCUAUGGCGAGAGAAUAAUUUUUUGUGAUUUACAACUCCAAGCUUUUUCCGGAGACAAAAUAAUUAUAGUAGGAGAAAAUGUAAAAAGCGAAGGAAAUAUUGGCUAUCUCCCACAAUCAUUUGAAAAUUUUUCCCGAUGUAGUGCUUGGGAAUAUUUAAUCAAUGAAACUGGUGGAUUUAGAUUAAUGAGAAUAAUAUCACAAUUGCAACUUGCUCCAUCCAUUUUAGAGAGAAAAUUUUCCACCCUCAGUGGUGGAGAAAAAACAAAAUUCCAUUUAGCGGCUUUACGCUUUCAAAAUCCAGAUAUUCUUUUGUUGGAUGAACCUACUAAUCACCUGGACGAAAUAGGAUUAAACUGA